Molecule: messenger RNA, 1179 nt
Organism: Cynara cardunculus var. scolymus (artichoke)
Lineage: Eukaryota; Viridiplantae; Streptophyta; Magnoliopsida; Asterales; Asteraceae
Product: surfeit locus protein 2-like
Exons: 5
Coding region: 69-968 (299 amino acids)
Source: RefSeq, a predicted model, not a curated record
ACCGCGUCUCCUCUGCAAACAACGACACUGUGUGUAGGAAUUGAGAAGUGAGCUUCGCAGAUAGAUUAAUGGGGAAGAAGAAAACUGAAAGUAAGCAACCACCACAAAAGGAAGAACAACAGGAGGCAGAGAUUGAAGGAAAAUUCUUGCUUGGCAAACCCAAGUUCAAAAAGCUCGAAAACGGCCGCUACAAAUGCGUCGAAACCGGCCACGAAUUGCCGGCCGAUGCUAGGGAGUCAUACGCACACACCAAGCAUUGCCGGCUCGGACUCAUCGAUUCCGCCUUGGCUCGCAAUAAGCCUCCUCUCAAUAUGUUCCACCAAGACCCUCUUUCCCGUUCUAGGUUAAUUUGCAAGCUGACAGGGCUUACUGUGAAUAAAAUUGAGGAGCAUAUAUGGAAGCAUGUCAAUGGAAAGCGUUUCCUGAACAUGUUAGAGAAAGAGGAAGCUGAAGCUGGAAAAGAAGCAUCAGAUGAUUUGAUAAUAGUUGAAAGCGAACAGAAACCAAAAAAGGCUUCAAAAAGCAAAGGAGUUGGUUUGGUAGAAGAUGAAGGCAAGCAGAAACCAGAAAAGGCUUCAAAGAGCAAAGGAGAUGGUUUGAAGAAGACUAAGAAGAAUAAGAAGAAAAAGGAGGAGAAUGAUGUUAGUAAGAUCAUAUCUGAAGUCAGGGAUCCAGAAGAAAAAGACAGUGACACAGAGGAAGACGAGUUCUGGAUGCCUCCGGUGGGAGAUCGUUGGGAUUUUGAUGAUGGGAAAGAUCGUUGGGGUUCUGAUUUGGAAUCAGAUGUGGAACCAGAAGAUGAUGAAGAGUUGGAUUCAGAAAAUGAUGAUGCAAAUGGAGCAGAUGCUAUGGGCAAAGAAAGUAACAAUGAAACACAGGAGCUUUCAAAGAGGACAAAGAGGAUGUCAAUAGAAAUCGAACCAAGUGAUGUUGCUUCAAAGAAGAAGAAAAAGAUCCAAUCUACAUGAUAUACGUAUGAGGUAUUUAUUGAAGCAUUAGUCAUCGUCGAAGUUGCACCUCUAUGAAUAUGUAGCCCACAGGACGAGACUCGGACUCGGGAGUCUGGAUUUUGGUUGUUUUCUUGAACUUUUUCUUGAUAUUUUCCUCGAUGAAUUUGAUUGUUUGUAAGCCAAUUGGUCAAAUUUGUUACAGGAAGAAAUGCGUUUGUUUGUGGCAAAA